Molecule: messenger RNA, 7449 nt
Organism: Gadus morhua (Atlantic cod)
Lineage: Eukaryota; Metazoa; Chordata; Actinopteri; Gadiformes; Gadidae
Gene: brd2b
Product: bromodomain containing 2b
Exons: 12
Coding region: 3475-5895 (806 amino acids)
Biological process (GO): regulation of DNA-templated transcription; chromatin remodeling
Cellular component (GO): chromatin; nucleus
Source: RefSeq, a predicted model, not a curated record
AUAAGCGGGGUUCUGGAUGUUGUCAUCUCACUAGCUUUAGUGUAACGUUAAGCUAUCCAUUCUAUCCAAGCUAGCAUGGAUGGUGGUGUAUUCGCCCAAAAGUCACCGACCAUGAUAAGAAAUGAAAUGCAGUACUGCACCUUCAUUGCACCUUUCUGUCUAAUAUGAACACCGACGUGUCCAGGUUUCUUGAGGCCAGCCCUAUACAUUUAAAGCCAGUGCAACAUGGCUGGACGUCUGCUGCUGGCGCAUUCAAUUCAUUCAUUUGUCCGUCGGUGUAAACGUACAGCAGUGAGACGUCAGUGACCCGCGAAUUAUAUCCGUCGGCUUUUUCUGCACAUAAGUGUUUCUACGGUCUUGCACGGUGACAACGGUGGUGAUCUGCUGACUUGUUUGCUUAGCCAGGGUAUAAAACCGGCCGUCUGAUGAGCCAGCCGUAGCUUGGCGACACCCAGCAGCCUGGUUCACAACGCUGAACAAAAGCAAGUUGGCACCGGGCUACACCGGCAGGUUAUAGUGUUACGGGGCUGUUGUUGUUGUUGAUGAUGAUGAGGACAUCGUUGCACUGCGUUUCCCCCGUCCGGCUGGUUGUCAGUCCAUCGGGACGUUCAAGCUUGGAGUGUUUACAAACACCGGGGGCGGGGCGUCCCGCGGACCACGCGAUCACCAGCUGGUUCGCUGUGUGCGCCGCCACCUUUUUUGUUCGCCAAGGGCCCACUAAGUAACUUUCCUACUGCUGAUAUUUACCCCCAAUAGAUAGGGGAAGUAAAAGUUUCUCAAGAAUAAAAUCCAACAAUCCAAGAGUCAAUGAUUUUUUCUGAAAUUAUCGUCUGAAAAAACUAGUUGCACCUAAUGUAUUCGGCCAUCAUGAAUGCCUGGCUAUCUAAAUCCUGGUGAGAAUAUAAAACGGCACGCUUGGUGUUCGUUUGUGUGUCAGACUAUGGUGCAUGUGUCAGUUUUGAGUUCAAGCGGAGCUUUACAUUAUUUCAAUUCGAGUCCUUGAUGCCCGAGUGCCUGGAAGUCCAUAAUGAUGGGAUCUAGGGGACCUUUUUUGUCUUCCAUAAAGUCGGACUUUAAAAUGUGAGGAACUUUACCAGAGGCGGUAAGAAGUCGGUUGAUGAUUGGUUAUGGUUACAGUUUGAGCCAUAGCUACAAUCUGCAUUAACUCUUAUUGUAGUCUUAUUGCGAUUUCCUAUUAGUUGCACGCUAUUCGAUAAAUAUACACCUGGUUAAUUUGUUCUUCAUGCCUGGAUGUUUCCUGGUAAAUGUAUGUGGUAGAGAAGACUAAAAACGGAUAACUCUGGUACCUGCAUGUUUCCGAGAGGUAAACAAGCAUUAAGUGUAGUAAUAAAGCAACAUUUGUGCACACAUUUUGUUUUUUACUAACUAAGCAAGUUCCCAUUGCGCUGCCAUAAACAGCAGCCUAUUGAUGGAAACUGUUGCCUUUGCGAUGGAUGUGUGUGUGUGUGUUGACAUCCGCUUGCUGUAGUGAAAGUAGUCAAAAUUGAAAUAAUUACACAGCAAGUCCACCAGUAAAAGACAUACAGAGCCCCCCCCACACACAGCCUGAGCUAGCAUUUGCGGUGGUUAAGGAGGGGGUGUGAUCAUGCCUGGUUUUCUAAAACUCAUCCAAUCAGGUAGAGUUAUUCAUUCAUCCAGGUAGAAUUACACUUUAACCCUGUCAGCAGCGCAGGAGGUAGAUCGGUUCGUCUGAGGACUUCUUCUUGGAUCAUCCUAGUACAGGUAUUGACAACCUGCCCUUGGAAGGCCGUGUGUCUGUCUGUCCCAUGCUUUAAAUGUCACUAUUUAUACCGUGCUCAUUCUCUUGUCUUCAAUUGAUUUGCAUUUAGAAUUACAGGCUUUAAUUAUCAGUAUGCACCAAAAGAGCAUUUCACCAUCAUUUCUUGUACUAAAAAUCAUCCCGAAUGUGUUUGCUUCAAAAAACAAAUGCUUGCUUCAAGAAUAUAAAAUUCAGGCUUCUCGUACCUCGUCGGACCAUAGCUGUAUAAAAUGGAAUAUCCGUCAACAUUUUUGUAUAACUAACUGUCAGAGUGCCAUACAUAUUUUUGUCAGUUUGUCAGAGGCUGGCUAUCCAAAUGAACUAUUGUUAUUAUUGCUGUGGAACCAUGUUUAUUAGGGUGAAAAACAAGGCUACAUAUGGACAUUGUUGUGAUGUAUGAUGUAUAUAACUGCACACAGUACUUUAUAUUUGGGAAAGAUGUCACAAAUUGAAUUUACCUUAAGAAGACCAGUGAUAAGAUUGUUUUCAACAAGCCCCAAAAUAUUUUAAGCAUGAGUGAAAGAUAAAAUGCAAUUGGAUAGAUGGCCAAUUGGGCUAACUUGUAGCAUAAAGUACAAUCACAGAGAGUCUGCCGGUGGUUGAGGAGGGUGAUUCAUCAUGUGGUUGUUGUCAAAAACUCAUCCCAGGUAGAGUUCCGCUCACCCAAUCAGGAUGAGUUCCACUUUUAUUCUUUCAGCAGCACAAGGUGGAGCCGGUCCUCUGAGGGUUGCUGGUUUGAUCUCAGUUCCUCCUAGGUCUUGAUGACUUUCCCAGGUGCAAGACACGUGUGUGUGUGUGUGUGUGUGUGUGUGUGUGUGUGUGUGUGUGUGUGUGUGUGUGUGUGUGUGUGUGUGUGUGUGUGUGUGUGUGUGUGUGUGUGUGUGUGUGUGUGUGUGUGUGUGUGUGUGUGUGUGUGUGUGUGUGUGUGUGAGACCUCUGAAUGUUAGGCAAUGUGUGUAUUAUGAAGUGCUUCCAUGGCCGAAAUGUGCUAUCCUUUAUAAACCAAGCCUCAACCAAGGCCCUGUUAUUUGAAAUCUUUCACAUUUCUGAUUGACUCCAGAAACGUGGUCAUGCUGUACUUGGAUUUUUUGUUGUUCUCCAAUAUUGAUUUCUAAUGCUGCUUUGAUUGAUUUGUAAAAAAAAAUCUCACUCGCAUCUGAUUUGCUUAAUGCUACUGUUGCUAAUUGUAGUCCCUAAAUUGUAAAAAGAGUGCUAGUUAAUCUUCGUAUUCUACAACCCAAGUGGGGCAUCCACAGGUAGGACACUUCUAGUCGGAUAAUCACUCAUAAGUUGAUAUAGAUAUUAAGCCAGGGCAUCCUCAAUUGCAUCCUCAAAUAAAUGGGAAAAUCUUUGGGGGUAAAAUAGCAGCAAAAAAUAAAUGACAGGGGAAUAAUAAUAAUAUAAAUCUGCAUGUUUUCUCUAGUUCAACUUAAUCGGCGACAGUGCACUCAACUCUCCCAGGCAGCCUAGUAGUAUCACAUGCUGUUGGGAGGGAGCCGUUGGGUUUCACAUCCACUCCCAGUUCAAGUCCAACUUGGUUACUGCAGAGCUUCAAUAUAAAGUGGGUCUUAAUUCUGUCUAAGGUGCUCAUUCUGAGAUGUUCACACUUAGCCUAUCGAGCGCAUAACACGAAGGUUGGAGGAGAAUCGCAGACAACAUGAAAAAACUCACUGCUAGGGCUGUCCGGGGGCGGGAUGGACACCCACAGCAGCUCCGGCGCAGGCAAGCGCAUCCGUAAGCCCUCCCUGCUGUACGAGGACUUCGAGAGCCCCUCACUGGGCCACUCCCAGCCCCAGGGGCCCACCAGCUUCCCCCAUCCCCCUGUCCGGGACCCGGGCCGACCGAGCCGGGUCACCAACCAGCUGCAGUUCCUCCAGAAGGCCAUGAUGAAGUCCCUGUGGAGGCACCACUUCGCCUGGCCCUUCCACGAGCCCGUCGAUGCAUACCGCCUGAACCUGCCGGACUACCACAAGAUCAUCAAGCAACCGAUGGACAUGGGGUCGAUCAAGAAGCGCCUGGAGAACAACUUCUACUGCAGCGCCAGCGAGUGUAUCCAGGACUUCAACACCAUGUUCACCAACUGUUACAUCUACAACAAGCCCACGGAUGACAUUGUUCUGAUGGCCCAGUCCUUGGAGAAGAUCUUCCUCCAGAAGGUGGCCCAGAUGCCCCAGGAGGAGAUCGAGCUGGCACCCCCAACCCAGCGCACCAAGGCGGGCCGGGGCAAAGGUCGCAAGUCCAGUGCAUCCAGAGCACACCAGGUCCCGGCUGUGUCCCAGUCCCUCUACUCCCCCUCCUCCUCGGACACAGAGUCCCUGCAAGCCAGCUCCCCCCACCCCGUGCUCACCAAGAGCCUGCCCCCUCCCACCAUCAUGGGCAUGCCCCCCACGCAGCCCACCACCAAGAAGAAGGGCGUGAAGCGGAAGGCGGACACCACCACCCCCUCCACCAUGGGGCUGCCCGUCGGGCUGUCGGCCGGUGCCCGCAUGGUUGGCCUGGGGAAGGGCGGGCACGGGGGCCAGAUCCACGACUCCUCCCCGCUCACCCUCUCCUCCCUGGGGGGCAUGAGCAUGGACGCCGGCGGGCCCGUCCUGGGCAUGGUGCGGGGCCCCGGCGGCGGGCCCGUCCUGCUCCAGCCCAUGAUGGUGAGCGCGGCGGCGGCGGCCCGCCGGGUGGGCAGCGGCCGGCCCAUUAAGCCCCCCAAGAAGGACCUGCCGGACUCCAUCCAGCUGCAGCCGGCGCGCCGCGGCAAGCUGAGCCCCCAGCUGCGGCACUGUAGCGGGCUGCUGAAGGACAUGCUUUCCAAGAAGCACGCCGGCUACGCCUGGCCCUUCUACAAGCCCGUGGACGCCACCGCCCUCGGUCUCCACGACUACCACGACAUCAUCAAGUACCCCAUGGACCUCAGCACAGUCAAGAGGAAGAUGGACUGCAGGGAGUACAGGGACGCCCAGCAGUUUGCUGCUGACAUCCGACUCAUGUUCUCCAACUGCUACAAGUACAACCCCCCCGACCACGACGUUGUGGGGAUGGCCCGCAAGCUGCAGGACGUGUUUGAGUUCCGCUUCGCCAAAAUGCCGGACGAGCCCCACACGGACCGCCCCGCCAUGUCUAUGAGUGGCCACCCUUCGUCGUCGUCGUCGUCCUCUUCCUCCUCCACCUCGUCCUCCUCCUCCUCUUCGUCCGAGAGCGAGCCCAGCACCGAGAGCGAGGACAGCGAGAGCAGCUCCGACAGCGAGGAGGAGCGAGCACACCGAUUAGCUGAGCUCCAGGACCAGGUGUGCACCCAGCUGCGUGCGGUCCACGAGCAGCUGGCCGCACUCUCCCAGGGGCCCAUGGUGAAGCCCAAGAAAAAGAAGGAGAAGAAAGAGAAGAAGGAGAAGAAGAAGAGGAAGAAGCCGGAGAAGAGGAGUCGAGCAGUGAAGGUGAAGGCGGAGGCGGAGGAGUGGAAGAUGCCGGGAAAGGCCCCCAAAAGCAAGUCCACCAAAGGAGGGGCCGCCACGGUGGGGAAGAGGGGCCCGGGCAAGAAGAGCAACAAGAACAGCAAGACCUCUAAGAAGGCCUUCUUUGCCCCGCCGCCACCCUCCUCCAUGCUCCCCCACUACGACUCGGAGGAGGAGGAGGAGAUCGUGCCCAUGUCGUACGACGAGAAGCGCCAGCUGAGCCUGGACAUCAACAAGCUGCCGGGGGAGAAGCUGGGCCGUGUGGUGCACAUCAUCCAGGCCCGGGAGCCGUCCCUGAGGGACACCAACCCCGAGGAGAUCGAGAUCGACUUCGAGACGCUCAAGCCGUCCACACUGAAGGAGCUGGAGCGCUACGUCAUGACGUGUCUGAGGAAGAAGCCGCGCAAGCCCUACACUAAGAAGGCGAGCAGUGGCAAAUCCAAAGAGGAGCUGACUCUGGAGAAGAGGCAGGAGCUGGAGAGGAGACUUCAGGAUGUUAGUGGACAGCUCAACUCUGGCAAGAAGCCUGCCAAACCCAAGGCGGAGAAGCCGAGCAACGUGGAGCCCAACAGCCAGCCGUCACGCCUCAGCGGCAGUAGCUCCAGUUCAGACUCCUCCUCGUCCUCUUCCUCCUCGUCUUCCUCAGACACCAGUGAUUCCGACUCGGGUUGAGGCUGUGGCUGCACCCCAGUGAGGACUCUCACAACCACUCCCCCCGCCCCAAAGAACGCUCAGGGACACGGGCUGGCCCAGGACACACGAUGCACCCUGACAUAGUAGUGGGCCCAGACGACCGCCUUGCGGCACACCUUAGCUGGAGCAGGCCAAGGAGGCCGUCGUCAACAGGAUGUUGGGGAGGGGAGGGGAGGGGAGGCCGUUUGGAGGCAGGAGUGGAACUAAGUAAGAAUUCUGUAUGUAUAAUCGUAGAAACCCGAAAACACAAAAUGCCUUGGUUCUCCCUCCCUUUUCCCGUGUGUGUGCGCGUGCGUGUGUAAUUAGACGUAUAAGUGUAUGUUUCUUUUAUAAAGAACACUUUUAUUGUGCUCGCAUCAAAGUAGGAUGAUGAUGUUGGGAAUACGCUCAGUUCGGAGCUGUACUCCUCUCCAAACCCACCCCUUCUGACGUUUACUGUCCCCAACAUCUGUUGGUGGAUAGUUUUGAAAGCAGCUUGGCAGUGCCCUCAUUGGAGUUUUGAUCCGUCCAUCAAUCCUCUCUGUGGUGUGGAGCAGCAAAACAGCUAAUUAAAGGAAGCCGUGGGGAGGGAUUUAUUUGUUCCUUGCCUUGUUUUGGUAAAAAUAUUUUGACCGAUUUUGUUUUUGGUUGCAUUUUCCUUUGUCCUUUCUGCUUAUUCGUAGACAUUCUGUCUGGCACUAAAUAGGCUGCUUGUAUAGGUUUUACUUAACAUUUUAAACGCUACCCCCAUUUGUCUUUCGGUGUUAAAAAAAAAGAUACAGUGGUUCUGUAGGACUGAAGUUUUAUGGGGUGUAGUGUAAGCAACUUUAGUUGUUUAGAUAUUUAAAAAAAAAAAGCAAACAAUAUCUGAUCACUCUGAACAUUUAUAAAGACAGUAUUAUUGAUCAGAGUUCGGUACAUUGAAUUCACAACUUUUUCUCCUCCAUCUUAAAAAGCAAUCCUUAACAAAUCGCUUUGUUUCGCCAUUUCCUCACGUUCCUUUGGCGUACUUUUGCUCUGAACCUUUGCUUUAAUCAGAAGAUGUUACUGUGUGCUUCUGUUUUGUCACUUGAAAGUAUAUAUAGUGCUGAAUCUAUCAGAAAGUACUGUAGACAGUUUAACUUAUACAUAUAUAUAUUUAUAUGACCUGAUUUUUGUGUAAAGUACUUUAUAAAUAAUACUCGACAUUAGUGCACUUAAAGUGUUGAAACUUUCUUUGUGGAAUGUUUUUGUUUUUUAAAAGCUUGCCACUCGUCGGGAAGGCAGGCCAGCUUCACUGGGUGGAGACGGAACUACGCACAAACACCUUAUAGACCCUGCAUUGUAAAGAAAAAAAGAUAUAUAUAUCGUUGAAUGUUCCCUAAAAGAUACUUUACUUGUGUAUAUAUACUUGCACUAUGUGUCGCGGUUUUUGAAGUGUGUCUUUUCCGUGUUCAUACUGUCCUUUUUGUUCUCCUCAAGGUUUUCUAGUCGGUGGUUGACUAGGUGGCCACCGCUCAGAUACAUCACUUUCCUUCAAGAACUCUGUAUAUUAAAAUAAUCUCUUGUAGAAAA